AUGGAACAUGCAGAACGAACGGUUGGUGUUGUGUUCAGGGGCAUGAGGUUCAAGGAUCUGCUCGAGGUUCAGCACCUGAACAUUAGGAACUCCACAGAGAACUUCCUGCUGGGCACCUUUCUGAGCACCUUGUCAACGUCGUAUGGGACUUCUUUUGUUGCAGACCUUGGCGGAAAAAUCGUAGGAUAUUCUGAGGCUGUUGCCUUUGCGGACAGGGGCAGGGGCCAGAUCUACUCUAUCUGUGUGGAUGGAGCCUUCAGAAGGCGCGGGAUCGGAAGGAGGCUUAUUAAUCUUUCGGUGGAGUCCAUAAGAGCGGAGCUGGAGGGAAAAGAGGCGUGUGAGAUAGAUCUCCAUGUGCGAGCGUCCAAUGCUGAGGCCAUUGGCCUGUACAAGUCUGUCGGGUUUGUGGUUUGCGAGGCCAAUAUUCCCUACUACGAGUUUGGGGGAUUGGCACACAGGAUGAGUCUUACGCUUGGUGUAUGCGGCAAGAAGGCCCUGGAGUAG
This is a messenger RNA of Encephalitozoon cuniculi GB-M1, 504 nucleotides long. RefSeq names its product N-acetyltransferase. Bases 1 to 504 code for a protein of 167 amino acids. Gene Ontology annotation, molecular function: acyltransferase activity, transferring groups other than amino-acyl groups. Lineage: Eukaryota; Fungi; Microsporidia; Unikaryonidae. The record is from RefSeq and is marked provisional. The transcript has a single exon.